ACCUCUUUCACCUAUUGCUUAAUCUAAAGCACCAAGGCAUAUCAUUUUCAUAUCGCUUAUCUUCAUCGUUGCUAGUACUAAUAGCGAGUAACAUUAAACCAGCGAAUAAAAGGGAAAAAAAGGGAAAAUGGCCAGAAUUAAUCUUUACUUUGUUCGACAUGGUCAACGCUUGGAUCAAGUGGAUUCUACUUGGGCAGGAACUUCUCCUUGUCCCCAAGAUCCUCCCCUCACAGCUCAAGGCAAGGCGCAGGCUCGUCAAACAGGCAAAUUGAUUCGUGAUUUUGCAUAUGAGAGUAGUAGCGCCGGUAGCAACAAUAGCAAUAGGCGUGGUCGUGAAAUCUCUUUUGCUACCACCUCCAUUACUAGACAAGGUGUAUCCAUACCCGCAUUACCUUCACCGGCUAAAAAUAGGAAUGAUCCGCAGCAGCAGCAGCAAAACUAUCCACAAGUUUGGACACUACAACGACUCAGUCCACCAGAAUCAUCCUCUUUCAACCGAUACCAACCGCAGCAGCAGCAGCAGCAGCAGCAGCAGCAGCAGCAGCAGCAGCAGCAGCAGCAGCAGCAAGACAUCAUUCCGGAUUUGAGUCUGAAUGGCAGCGAAAGCAACAAUGGUCUCCCAAAAUCGUCAAAUGCCUCUGGGAGACAGCAGCAUUUUGCGAUUGUCACCAGCCCAUUCUUGCGUUGUUCUCAAACAGCUGUUGAAGUUGCAGUUGGUAUUCGUCAAGCCAGUAAGAACAACAGUAAUAAUGAAUGGCUUUCGUUCGAGUACGUUUCUGAGCCAGUACCAAACUCGAUCAUUAUCCAACGGAUGCAAGAGUUUGCUGUCUCUAGGCGCGACCAUGAGCAAUACUAUAACGUCGACUGGAAAUACCAGGCCAAAGUCAGACAAUUGCCAUCUUGGCCAGAAACUCGAGAGGAUAUGCAGUCUAGGCUUGAUCAGACACUAGACCAUAUCAUUCAAUUUUACACUACCGCAGCAGCUGGCGCGCAUCGAGAUCUAUCUAUUGUCAUUAUGACUCAUGCAUCCCCUGUCAAUGCCUUGUUGGAGGCUUGUCUGCAGACGCCUAUUCUAGUCCCUGUACCCAAUUGCUCCAUCUCCCGGUGCCGAUGGACACCUUUAUCUCUUACGGACGAUGAAGCUUCUUCAAAUGAAAGUGAGAGCGACGAAGCAUUUAUGUUCCCUGGCUCUACUCAGGGAGCCAACCUCCGUAAUGGACUGAUGCAGUCCAAACGCAUAGAGGUCAUUGCGGGGGAGGAGGGUCGGUGGCUGAUAGAUUAUCAGACUUACACUGCACAUCUGGAUCGGGAGCACCGUCAAUAA
This is a messenger RNA of Lobosporangium transversale, 1324 nucleotides long. RefSeq names its product histidine phosphatase superfamily. The transcript is spliced from 2 exons. The coding region runs from base 128 to 1324 and encodes 398 amino acids. The record is from RefSeq and is a predicted model, not a curated record. Lineage: Eukaryota; Fungi; Mortierellomycota; Mortierellomycetes; Mortierellales; Mortierellaceae.